GGUAUUAAAGCCUGAUGUAAGAUUAACGACAGAUAACAGAUCACUGACUCCAUAGCGUCAUGAAUACUGGAUCUCACAAAGAGCAAAUAUAAAGAUACCGCAAAAGCAAAUACUGAAAACCCAGCGAAGGAAGACCAAUCAAACACAAGGGCAGGUAACCGACCUGUGAUACAAACGAUAUAAACGAUAACUAAAGCCAGAGAAUUGAGAUUGAUAUUCAGAUUUGUAUUGGAGAAAGUGAAAUGAUACAACUCAUUGGCUGAACAUACAGAGCAACUUCAAAUGCCAAGUAGAUUCAGAAAAGACUAAUUAAAUCGGAUUUAGACUUUGACAUUUGAAUUUUGUCCGCAGGGAUUUACUUACAGACAAUAUAAAGUGGGACCCUAGAUUAGAAAUUGGUAAAACCAGGAAUAGCAGCUGUUUUGAGCUUAGCUGACGUAGUUAAUACAUGCUCAUAUAUAGUAUCAAUUAGCUGUUAUCAACGUCAUUGGAUAUGACAAUGAGUAAUGGGAGUGAAUAUGUGGUUUAUCCCCCAGGGGCUGGAAGUUACUAUUUUCACAAUACUAGCACCAUUCCUCCAAGUCCGAUGGAGGUUACGAACGUCACAUUGGAAAUGACAGGCAUAUCUCAACGAUAUAGCACACCAGCGUUAAUCGUUGUAUCAAUAAUUUUAGGAGGUGUAACACUCGGAACUGCCUUUGGAAAUAUUCUUGUCCUCGUUGCCUUAUAUAAAUUCAAAAACCUGAAAACAGUCUCAAAUUAUCUCAUUGGAAAUUUGGCGAUCAGUGACUUGUUAUUAGCGUUGACAGUUUUACCGAUGUCAGCUACCAAUGACAUUUUGGGAUAUUGGGUGUUUGGACGUGUGCUAUGCAGCGUAUGGUUGUCAAUUGACGUAUUUUACUGUACUGCUAGUAUAUGGAGCCUGUGUGUAGUGGCGAUAGACCGUUACACAGCAACCAAUUUUCCAGUUUGGUAUCGGGAAAGACGGUCAAUCCAACGAGCCCUGUUAUACAUCACAAUGGUAUGGAUUUUUUCAAUUGCUAUCUCCAUAGCACCAUUUUUCGGAUGGAACAAUACUAUUGAAGAAAACGUACGUAGGGAUGUUUACGGAAAGGAACGGUGCAUUCUAUUCGAGAAAGUUGACUAUGUGGUGUAUUCUGCCUCAGGAUCAUUUAUCAUACCUCUAUUCCUAAUGAUGUUUCUAUAUUUCCGUAUAUUUUAUGUGAUUCGUAGCCGUGCACGCCAGCUCCGACGUAGUUUAGAUAAACACGCCAAAAAAGAUAAAGCUGCUAGGGAACUGAGUGGUGGACCGAAAGCUGAACUUCCCCCGAGCACUCCUCAAAAAGACAUGCAUCUUCUUAACAAGCAUUUGAUUCAAAUUGACGUGAACUCAACAUUUGAUGGUGUCAGCACGCAAAGUUAUUUCAGUUCGGAUCCUAGUAGCAGCAGUCAAGAGAAAAGUGAGGACAGUACUCACGGGACCAGUCUCAAACGGGACUCAACUGAGAGAACUAUAUCAGAAAAAACGGACCCCAAUAGUUUAAAAAAUGGUAUUGACCAUGAGAAACAAAUGUUGAUCCCGGUGAUCACGUGUACACCUGCCGAGGAGGACGUUAACUCCAAUGAAACAGACAAUACCAAAGUUGAAGCCUGUACAAAUGGAACCCAAGUUCCAACUACGGGCAACAACAACGAGCCUCCAGUUACAACCACUAAAAAAACAAAACCGAAAAUGAACAAACAGGAAGUAGAAAAGACCAAGAAGAAACGUAAACAAUUCCGGAGCAACAGUCAUCAGAGAAAAUUUGAUCAAAGAGAGCAGCGUGCUACGAAGCGUAUGGCAAUUAUCAUGGCCUGCUUUAUCUUCUGCUGGCUGCCGUUCUUCACAAUGUAUCUUACUAAUAGUCUCUGUGGGGCUACAUGUGUCAUCAAUGCUGACAUUGCAUCAGUAAUUAUAUGGUUAGGCUAUGUUAACUCUACGCUGAAUCCAGUUCUAUAUACCGUCUUUAAUGAGGAAUUCCGACGUGCAUUCUAUAAGUUGUUAUGUACUUCAAGGUCGUAACCAUGUAUAUGUGCAUAUAUUCAUCCAUAAAUUGCCUUGAGUUGAUGGUCUCUUCAAGUAAAUGAAAGGGGGGCUCUCCUAACUAAACAGCAUCAACGUCAACUCUGACUUGGACAGAAAUGCUUAAAAAUCGAGUCUACUACAUAGCUCAAAAUAUCACGGUCAAGAAUAUAGAUGUUGCUUGACUUCUGUGAAAUUAUUGCAGCUGUGCAGUAGACUAAGCACUCCUAAAAAGAAAAAAUUAUAUAAAAAGCAUGAAAAGGAGUGAGUUGUAUAUGAUAAAGCAGGAAAUAGAAUAAGACGUACUGCAUAUAAGUUGUUUCAGUGUUUUAUUCUGGAAACAGAUUGACCGUGACACGUUUUGUAGACCAAUUAAUAAUUCUUGGUUAUAAUCUUGUAUAGCUGGAGUGUACAAAGUGUA
Owenia fusiformis is the source of this 2483-nucleotide messenger RNA. The record is from the annotation of a GenBank genome assembly. Lineage: Eukaryota; Metazoa; Annelida; Polychaeta; Sabellida; Oweniidae.